ACUUGUAACGACAUAAAACCCUGUUUUAACGUCAUAUUUGAAGCACUCUCAAAUUUACAAAAUUAAAUUACAAAUUUUAUUUAUCAAAGAAAAUACUACGUGUUCAGUCCUAGGGUCAGAGUCCGCUUCCUAGAACGAUUGUGGGUGGUACUGUCACCACCUGAUUCGGUGGGGUGAGAUGCGCCACCCCUUUAAACGACGUGACAGUGGGUUAGUCUGCAUAGCUCUCAUACUCGUGUUGUAGUUUAGCAUCAAAUCAGGUAAAAUGGCUAGCUUAAAAAGGAAAGCGUUAACAUUAGACUGCAAAGUAGAAAUAAUUAAAGCAGUUGAAAGUGGAAGAAAAAAGGCAGAUGUAUGCAGAGACUUUGGUUUAGCAAAUUCUACAGUGUGCACAAUAAUAAAAAACAGAGAGAAAAUUUUGAAAAGUUUUCAAGAUGGCAAGGGACAAGUGAAAAAAAUUAAGUUAUGUGAAAAAGCCAAUAUUGAUGACGCUCUAAUUAAGUGGUUUAACCAAUGCAGAAGUUCCAACUUACCACUAAAUGGACCGAUACUAAUGGAAAAAGCAGAAGAAUUUGGACGACUACUAGGCGAUACUAACUUUAAAUGUUCUAAUGGAUGGCUAGACCGUUUUAAACAAAGACAUAACAUAAGUUUUGGGAAAGUGUGUGGAGAAGCAAAAAGUGUAAAUUUACUGGACGUUGAAAACUGGUUAAGAGAUGUGUGGCCUAAACUAAGGGGAGAAUAUGCAGAUGAAGACAUUUAUAAUGCAGAUGAAACCGGGAUAUUUUACAAACUUUUACCGGAUAAAACAUUUAAAUUUAAAAACGAAAAGUGUGUUGGUGGAAAACUUGCGAAAGAUAGGAUAACAGCUUUUGUUUGCGCUAAUAUGACUGGUACAGACAAAAGAAAACUUCUUGUAAUAGGAAAAUCAAAGAAUCCAAGAUGUUUUAAAAACAUAAAAACACUACCAGUAAAUUACAAAGCGAACAAAAAGUCAUGGAUGACGUCUGAGAUUUUUGAAGAAGAAAUUCGAAAAUGGGAUAAAGAACUUAUUGGUAAACGAAAAAAAGUUUUACUCCUUGUCGAUAAUUGCCCAGCACAUCCAAUUUUAGAAAAUUUAAAGAACAUCAAACUUGUAUUCCUUCCUCCGAAUUGUACUAGCGUACUUCAACCAAUGGAUCAAGGAAUUAUAAGAAGCCUUAAAUCUCACUUCAGAAAAAUUCUUUUACAAAAAAUUAUAACAAAUAUGGAAGAUAAAAAUAAAAUGGCAAUUUCUUUAUUAGAUGCAGUUGAUUUUUUGGAAAAAUCUUGGUGUAAGGUUAGUUCGCUAAUAAUAGCAAACUGUUUUCGCCAUGCAAAAUUGUGUAAUAGUCAAACAGCUAUUACAUUUACGAAAGAUGACAAUGAGGACGAUGACAUUCCUCUAUCGGAAUUAAUUAAAACACUUCAGAGUUCAGAAAACGGCGAAUUUUUGUUAACUGCUGCUACUGAAUAUGAGUGUGUAGAUGAAAAUUUAAUAACAUCUCAAUUUUAUACAGAUGCAGAUAUUAUUGAGCAAAUUAAAUGUUCAGACGAAAAAAAUGUGGAUGAUGAUGAUGAUGAUAAUGAUGAUAAUGAAGAAGAUGAAAUAUCAAACAGAGAAACUACAGUGCCGUCAACUAAGGAAGCGAGUAAUGCGAUAAAAUUAUUGAAAAUGUUUUACAGGUCUCGUAAAACUUCAUCGGAAAUAAUGAACAAAAUCUACGACUUAGAAAAUGACAUUGAUAAACAAUUUUUAGGUGAAAAAUGCCUACAAUCUAAAAUAACUGACUUUUUUUAAGUGAAUAUUUUUAUUGUUUCUUUUUAAUUGAUAUACAUUAAUUUAACCUAAAAGUGAAAUAUAUUGGACUUCAUGUCCAUUGAUAGAUAAGCAAGAAACGAGAAAAUUAUCAUCCAGGCGUUAAAACCGAAAGUGUCGCAAUUAUCGAAACUUGACAAAUAAAAAUUUCUUAUAAAAAAUAAUUUUUGAAAUUUUUAAUUACAUCGUUGUAAAUUUAGACAUAAUAAUGUAAAUAAAGUUGAUUUAAAUAUUUAGUUUGCACUUUUAUACAUACGAUAUUAAAUUAGAUGAAUUUUAUAAUAGAUUCUUAAACAGACUUGAUACUUUUAUGGGACUGAAAUUAUGACCCCGCAGAUAACGACACUCGGUUAUACCGUCAAAAAAUUGCCGGUCCCAUGGAUGACGUUAUAAGCAGGUUAAACUGUAUUUCCAAGCCUUUCUUGCACAAGGAAAAAAGGCUGGAACAAUGGGAUAUGGUUGGAGGUACUGGAUAUAAGUUUAUGGAACCAACAGGAUAGUGGCUGAAAAAAGUUUGGGAAUCACUAGCAUUUGCAAUGGACAAAAUAUCAAAAAAGUAUAUGAACUAAAUGAAAAAAAAUGAAACAAACUACAUUGAAUUAAUUUGUUAAUAAAAAAUAAAUCUGUUUAAAUUCAUUUCAAUCAUUAGCUCUUUUCUGUAAUAAAGGUCACUGUUAACUUUUCAUAGAGUUUAUUUUAGUAUUUAUCAAUAAUAACUGCAAUUUUCUAACUUGUUUGCUAAAAUGAUGUUGAAGUAUUAUGAAAUCACAGAAAAUGUCAUGUUUGAUGUUUUCACAUUUUAUUUCAGGCAUCCUUCCAUUAGUGCCAAGGGAACUAGUACUCAUUAUGCAGGAGUCACACUGCACAGUGCCAGAAUUGCCACUUGGCAAUAUUUUUAUUAAAGUGGUAAUAAAAAUAUAAUACUGGCAAUUGAAAGUGGCGAUAAAAACUGUGAAAUCCGCGAUUUU
Molecule: messenger RNA, 2805 nt
Organism: Centruroides sculpturatus (bark scorpion)
Lineage: Eukaryota; Metazoa; Arthropoda; Arachnida; Scorpiones; Buthidae
Product: tigger transposable element-derived protein 4-like
Exons: 1
Coding region: 266-1819 (517 amino acids)
Cellular component (GO): nucleus
Molecular function (GO): DNA binding
Source: RefSeq, a predicted model, not a curated record